AUGUCCUCCUCUAGUAUUGACAGCCGGUACAAUAAGCUUGUUAGUAAAGGUAAGAUUAUUGCGGUCGGCGACACAAAACUAGUCCGCCAGCAGGAAGAGAAAAUCAAGUAUACUAAAGCCGUUAUUAACGGCACGUAUUUAUACCACUAUACGUACCUCGCCUAG
Messenger RNA from Penicillium coprophilum, 165 nucleotides. RefSeq lists its product as uncharacterized. The record is from RefSeq and is a predicted model, not a curated record. The coding region runs from base 1 to 165 and encodes 54 amino acids. The transcript has 2 exons. NCBI's taxonomy places the organism in Eukaryota, Fungi, Ascomycota, Eurotiomycetes, Eurotiales, Aspergillaceae.